AUGAAUGGGUCUAAGCGCAAGAGACAGAGACACACUGGGAAUCAGGAUCAAGCUCAGAAAGCUGCGUCAAUUGGGUGUAAGACCACCAAGCGUCGACGUGGCAAGCGAGGUGGAAAGAAAGAUAAUACCAAGGAUGUAGUACAUAGCUCGUCGAGUAAGAGUUUUGAUUCGGGUAAGUUCUCUGAUGAAGCCAUACUGAUAUCAGAUGCAAUUAGAGAUAAUGAAGACGAUUUAGGUGACAAAACUCAUAAAUUUCUUAGGCAAUUCAGGCAGAAAUUAAAUGAUUCUCUAGUAAUUGAGGUGUUGAAACUUGUACCACGUCCUGAAUUGGGUGUCAAGUUCUUCAUUUGGGCUGGUCGACAAAUUGGGUAUAGCCAUAGAGUUGGAGUUUAUCAUGCUCUGCUUGAUAGAUUGGGUUUUGAUAAGAACAGUAGAGUCCCGGAACAUUUUCUUAGAAAAAUUAGAGAGGAUGACAAAGAAAUUCUUGGUAAUUUGCUUAAUGUUUUGAUCCAAAAAUGUUGCAGAAAUGGGUUUUGGAAUGCAGCACUUGAGGAGCUCGGGAGGCUAAAGGAUUUCGGAUAUAAACCUUCAAAAUCAACAUAUAAUGCCUUAAUUCUGCUUCUCCUCAAGGCUGACCUAUUGGAUACAGCCUAUCUUGUCCAUAGGGAGAUGUCUGACUCGGGUUUUAAUAUGGAUUGGUUCACCAUGGGUUUUUUUGCUCAGUCCGACACUGUCAACACGCAUCAUGGUGCCAACAAGAAACCUCAGAUUCUUGGCUCCGCCAAAAAUCUGCUCACCAAGGACUACAGCUGCGAUCAGAAAUUCACUAUAACGACCUACUCUGAAAAUGGAUUGCUUCGUGUUUAA
Telopea speciosissima is the source of this 867-nucleotide messenger RNA. Its product is annotated as pentatricopeptide repeat-containing protein At1g06710, mitochondrial-like. The record is from RefSeq and is a predicted model, not a curated record. Gene Ontology annotation, biological process: RNA splicing. The transcript has 4 exons. NCBI's taxonomy places the organism in Eukaryota, Viridiplantae, Streptophyta, Magnoliopsida, Proteales, Proteaceae. Gene Ontology annotation, molecular function: protein binding. The coding region runs from base 1 to 867 and encodes 288 amino acids.